AUGCCUCAUUUUUUGCAGGGGUUCGGUGUGGGCCGCUUUCCGCCUGACGCAGAAGGUUUGGACGAUCGCUUGGUGCAGCUGCUGCUGCAAUUCAUUGGGCCGAGCGGCGUUCUCGCUUGGGAUGGAGAUCAGUUUUCCCAGGACAGCUUUACUCGAGUCUUGGAUAAGGCAUUGUCAACAAGCAGCGUUGCUGGUGUAGCAUUCUAUUGGGCAAGCCUGGAACAAGACUUCAGACGUUCGUGGCAACAGCGUGCUGAACGAUUUCGCGGCGGCCUGCACUUGGUGCUAUUGGAUGAUCCGCCAGGACACAUUUUGGGCAGUGAUGACAGCUGGGUAUGGCUCGGCACAGAUGCUUUGCGAAUAACGCGAGCAGAACACGUGCUGACACUUGGAGGCGGAGGCGUUGUGGCAGAAGAAGCUGCUGUAUGCCGGCGCGAUGAGGAGCUGAAGCGAGUACGCUGGCACGUGGUCAAGGUUCCGAGAUUCGGCGACGAGACGCUGUCUUAUGGAACUCUUCAUGACCGACUUCAUUCUGAAAAAUGGUCCAACAUGGAGCUCAUCUCUGUGCCUGCUACUUGUAACCGGUCUCAGGCCGAAGCACGUUCAAGCACGGAGCCUGCAGCCUGCACUCGCGCUGCA
Symbiodinium pilosum is the source of this 639-nucleotide messenger RNA. The record is from the annotation of a GenBank genome assembly. NCBI's taxonomy places the organism in Eukaryota, Dinophyceae, Suessiales, Symbiodiniaceae.